This is a messenger RNA of Amoebophrya sp. A120, 460 nucleotides long. The record is from the annotation of a GenBank genome assembly. NCBI's taxonomy places the organism in Eukaryota, Dinophyceae, Syndiniales, Amoebophryaceae.
UUUAGCACAAAGGUUUUCUUUUUGAGCUAGAAGCUAUCGAUUAUUCUUCUUCAUUGUCCGAUACCAAUAUCUCAAAAAACUUUUUAUUUUUCAGACCCACAUCGAAAACAAAACAGAAAAGGGAAAACAAGAUGAUCCUCCACGACGACCAACCCACACGACCUAAAAACAAGCAAGUAGACCUUUUGCCGCCGACCGCCCCACCGCCGCCCGUCAUGUUAGACCACCAGGCCUCAUCACAAAGCAGCAUUGAGGAAGCACAAAGCAGCAUUGAGGAAGCGGGCAGCGAAAGAGCUAGUAGUACCCCACCUUCGCAUGAACAAGAUCAUGCUCUGCACAAUCAGACAUCGGAGUCAUCGGGCGGUGGUGGCGGCGGUGGUCCCGGCACAAUAGCGUCGUAUUCACCCGAAGAUGCAACUAGUACUACACUUUUUUCGACGAACAAUGAAGUGGCCCGCCC